AUGGGUAAUCAAUUGGGCAGUUUAAAAAAGGAGGAGGUCGAAUUACUUCAAACAUCAACACAUUUUGACUCUAGGGAGUUAAAAACAUUAUAUAAACAGUUUAGAAAAGACUCUCCAUCAGGAAUAAUAAAUAGAUCAGAGUUUAAAGAGAUAAUGUCGCAAAUGGGUGUAGGUGAUACAUUUUUACAGGACUUAUUGUUUAAUGUAUUUGAUAAAAAUAAAGAUGGAACAAUUAAUUUUCAAGAGUUUGUUUGUGGUUUAUCCUCAUUAACAAGAGGGACACCUGAGGAAAAAAUUGAGUUUGCAUUUUCACUUUAUGAUUUAGACGGUAGUGGAUAUAUAACAAAAAUGGAAAUGGAAAAAAUUUUAGAAUCAAUGUAUAAAUUAGUUGGAACUUUUGUGACAUGUUCAGGAAAAAAGUUUGAUCUUCAAGAUUUAAUAGACCAGUUUUUCGAUACAAUGGAUGAAAAUGCUGAUGGUUUUAUAUCUUUGGAAGAAUACAAAAGAGGUACUUUAAAGAAUCCAGAUAUUAUUCAAGGUUUGAAAUUAAUAUAA
Messenger RNA from Dictyostelium purpureum, 555 nucleotides. RefSeq names its product calcium-binding protein. Lineage: Eukaryota; Evosea; Eumycetozoa; Dictyosteliales; Dictyosteliaceae. Gene Ontology annotation, molecular function: calcium ion binding. The record is from RefSeq and is a predicted model, not a curated record. The coding region runs from base 1 to 555 and encodes 184 amino acids. The transcript has 3 exons.